AGUUUUUUUUUUUUUUUUGGGUUGGUGAAAGCUUGUUACUUGGAAUAUAGGGACGAGAGAGAGAAAAGUCGAACUUGUACGAAAAUUCUUUCUCGCCCAACUCUCUGAAACACCACCCCUCAGAUCUGUGUGCUGAUUCUGAACAUGGGUUUGUAAUGUGUGUGAGUUGGCAGUGAAGAAUGGCGUCCGAUACGGCGUCGUCUGUGGACGAACAGGCACAGCUGGUUGCUUCAGUUGGUUCACUUGUAGGAGGAGGAGGCUCCACGGAUAACAGAGGAAGGCAUCGGAUUCUCGCUGAACUCAACCGUCUUGAACAAGAACUCAAAUUCUUGCAGGAAGAGUUGGGAGAGCUCGAAAGGACUGAGAACGUUUCGACCAUAUGUUCAGAAUUGCUGCCCUACGCCGAAGGCACGGCGGAUCCUCUACUUCCAGUAACAAAUGGACCUGUAAAUCUAUUAUGGGAUCGAUGGUUCGAAGGACCUCAGGAUUCACAACGUUGCAGUUGUCGGAUACUCUGAUUUAAUGCAAUCUAACAUUGCUAGCACCAUUCUUAAUUUUUCGUCUUACGUUCAAAAUUUUGUAUCAGGUCUGGUACAAAUGGUCUUUAGGUUGACGGUAUUGAAUGUAGAAUUUACCAAUGACUUCGUAUGAAGUUUGUACAUUAAAUUCACCAUAUGUAAUUUGUUG
Prunus mume (Japanese apricot) is the source of this 687-nucleotide messenger RNA. RefSeq names its product guanine nucleotide-binding protein subunit gamma 1. NCBI's taxonomy places the organism in Eukaryota, Viridiplantae, Streptophyta, Magnoliopsida, Rosales, Rosaceae. Gene Ontology annotation, biological process: G protein-coupled receptor signaling pathway. The record is from RefSeq and is a predicted model, not a curated record.